UACUUUCUUCUGAGAUGCUUGGGAAAAUUGGAUAAAAAGACUUAUAUGCAAAGGAAGUCAAUUUUUAUGGGAAUGUAGAAGAGGAAAGAGACUAAAUACGGCGUCCAUACUGUAGCGAAAGUGCGGCUGAGGUUAGGCAGCUGUAUUUCCCUCAUGGCCCUCCCCCUCACCCUCCGCCUUCACCGAAGCGAAUGAAAACAAACGCUAAUGAUGGCGGCGCCGGGAAGCGACCGGCUGGUGGGUCUACAGCAGGAGUGAUCGCUUGAGCUGUGACGGGAGCCUUGAAGAGCGCUGGUCGACGGGAAUGCGACAACUCGCGCGGUCCUGGAAGCGAAACACCUGGGGCCUGCGAGCCACGAGCGUCCUGAGGCGUGAGGUUAUCUGUCUGUGACCCGUGCUGUCACUGCAGCUCCGGAGCGCGGAGCCCUCAGCCAGGAGGCGCAGCUGGCCGGCCCCAGGCCCCGGCCUCCGUAAUGAGAGCUCCGAGCCACUCUCUGUGUCGCAGCUUCGCAGAUACCUAUAGGCAAUGGAAACUGAUCUCAAUUCCCAGGACAGAAAGGACCUGGACAAGUUCAUUAAAUUUUUUGCCCUCAAGACUGUCCAAGUGAUUGUCCAGGCUCGACUUGGCGAGAAGAUUUGUACUCGUUCCUCUUCAUCCCCAACGGGUUCAGAUUGGUUCAAUUUGGCAAUCAAAGACAUCCCAGAGGUUACACAUGAAGCAAAGAAGGCGCUGGCAGGGCAGCUGCCUGCCGUGGGGAGAUCUAUGUGUGUGGAGAUCUCCCUUAAGACUUCUGAGGGAGAUUCCAUGGAGCUAGAAAUUUGGUGUCUUGAAAUGAAUGAAAAGUGUGAUAAAGAAAUCAAAGUUUCCUACACGGUGUACAACAGACUGUCGUUGCUGCUGAAGUCUCUCCUUGCUAUCACUAGAGUGACACCAGCUUACAGACUCUCCAGAAAACAAGGGCAUGAAUAUGUCAUAUUGUACAGGAUAUAUUUUGGGGAAGUUCAGCUGAAUGGCUUAGGAGAAGGUUUCCAGACAGUUCGUGUUGGGACAGUGGGCACCCCAGUGGGCACCAUCACUCUUUCUUGUGCUUACAGAAUUAACUUGGCAUUCAUGUCCACCAGGCAAUUUGAGAGGACCCCACCUAUCAUGGGGAUUAUCAUUGAUCACUUUGUGGACCGUCCCUAUCCCAGCUCCUCGCCCAUGCACCCCUGCAAUUACAGAACCGCUGGUGAGGACACUGGAGUAACAUAUCCUUCUGUGGAAGAUUCUCAAGAAGUGUGUACCACUUCUUUUUCCACCUCCCCUCCAUCCCAGCUCUCAAGCUCUCGCCUUUCCUAUCAACCUGCUGCCCUGGGCGUUGGAUCAGCUGACCUGGCUUAUCCAGUAGUGUUUGCUGCUGGCUUAACUGCCACACAACCUCACCAGCUAAUGGUUCCCGGGAAGGAAGGUGGGGUACCCCUUGCUCCCAACCAGCCUGCCCACGGUGCCCAGGCUGACCAGGAGAGAUUGGCAACCUACACCCCUUCUGACGGGGCCCACUGUGCUGCCACACCUUCCAGCAGCGAGGAUACUGAAACUGUAUCAAACAGCAGUGAGGGACGGGCCUCCCCCCACGAUGUCUUGGAGACCAUCUUUGUCCGAAAAGUGGGGGCUUUUGUCAACAAACCCAUCAACCAGGUGACCCUGACCAGUUUGGACAUACCUUUUGCCAUGUUUGCUCCCAAGAAUUUGGAGCUGGAGGAUGCUGAUCCCAUGGUGAAUCCUCCGGAUUCCCCAGAGACUGAAUCUCCUCUCCAGGGCAGCCUGCACUCUGAUGGCUCCAGCGGCGGCAGCAGUGGCAAUACUCACGACGACUUUGUUAUGAUUGACUUUAAACCGGCCUUUUCUAAAGAUGACAUUCUUCCAAUGGACUUGGGGACCUUCUAUCGUGAAUUUCAGAACCCCCCUCAGCUGAGCAGCCUCUCCAUAGAUAUUGGGGCACAGUCCAUGGCCGAAGACUUGGACUCACUACCAGAGAAGCUGGCUGUGCACGAGAAGAAUGUCCGAGAAUUUGAUGCCUUUGUAGAAACCCUGCAGUAAAAGUUGGUGUCCUCGAGUACCAGCGUCCCCUUUCUGUGGUCCCAGGAGACAAAGAGCCUCUCACUCAUCAGCUGCUCCCAUCCCUGGUCCUGCUCCAAGCCAGGUGGAGGGGAGGCUGGGGACCCCGACAUCCCUGCUCUUGUACCUCCUGGAGACUCCAUGGCAGCAGUCAAGCCCAGUAAUAGCAUUUGAGAGGACUCAGCCUCUGGCCCUGGAGAUGGGAAGACCUUUUGUAACAAAAGGGCCCUCCACAGGGCCAUCUGCUUACACUGCCCAUCAGCAUCUGCUUCACAAAGGUUGUCAUCCUGUUCCUCCUGCUGCCGGCCCCCUGCCCUGGGGCUGCCCUGCAGCUGGCCCCUCGCCUGCCUGCUGUUACCAUCACCAUUUGACAUUCCAGCUGGUGGCCCAGAGCCUGGGGUGGUGGCAGAAAGAGGAAGGAGUCGGUGCUGGGAGGAAGAAGGAAGGACUCCUUCAGGCUUUCUAUGUUGUUUCCCUUAGUUCUGGUAUCUUCUUCCUCUCUCUGCCCCUGUGCCUCUACUUUUGGCAGUAUGACAGGCCUCCUACCCAACUCCAAAGUCAGCCAUUCCCCCCUUGAAGGUGUGCCAGCUCAUCCCUUAACAGAAGGUCUGAGCAGCCCUGGUGGCUGCCUGUGCUCAGCUCCUCAGCUACGUGGAAACACAGUCCUGUGUCUCUAGGAUUCUGUCAUUAGGCGUCACAGCAAAGGUUCUUCUCUUUCCUCUCCUCCCUCCCCAUUGCUGCUCCUUGGUUAUAGAACACGGUAAUUAUUUAUUACUUUCAGAGAAAUCAGAUAUUUUAUAGAGAAAAUAUGUUUGAGGUUAGAUGUUUUCACUUGGGGAUGGUGGAGGGCCUCUCCCUGGGGCAGAGCCUCCUUCUGUGGAGGUUCCUCAGAUUCUGGGUUGCUGCUCUGAGGAUCUUCCUUCCCAUAUAUAUAGGGUAGGAUCCAAGAAGAUGGCUGGCUGAGGGCAACAGAACCUCCCAGAAUCUCUGCAUUUGAACUGACAACAGGCUUUACCUUGGACACUCACAUAUUCCUGGUGAGAGCCUUGAAUCUCUCAUAGCUUCUGCAGAGUGACUGACUCUGUUCUGGCAGCCCAGGAGAUCUUGGGUGCCAAGUGUGUUGACUCCCCAGGUUUGUGCCACAUACAGUGCCCAAGGGGCAUUGUGUGUGCCCUGCUGUGGACCCGGGGAAGGCCAGACAGCCCCUCCUUCUGGGGUACUUGUUCCUGUUUCUUGGGGCUGAGUUACGGGCUUUUUCCUCUGUCUGCCUGGGCCUGGCUGCCACCUUCCUUUAAUCCCGGGGUCUGUACACUGCCCUGAGGUUUACUGGUUGGACUGGUUCCUUGUUAAGAAACCAAAGCUGGGCAUAUGAUUGACUUAACCCUUCAGGUAUUGUUACUUGAGUAAGUCAAGUGCCUAGCUUCACCCACCUACCAUUUGUCUCUCCCAGCCUAACUGGUAGUCCUGGCCCCGGAAAACGAGGCCUGCCCCCUUCCUCCUGGCCCACCUGGGGUAUUCAUUGGCAGCAGCUAUUGUUCUGCUGUGGAGCAGGUGGCCCUCAAUUGCUUGUUAGUAAAUGCAUGUGACAUUGUUCCCACCUACAAGGCUGACCUCUGAGGGCCGGAGUAGGCUCUGAUGCUGUCUCAGGCUGAGCCCUGCCCCUGUGCGUGCGUUCUGCUGCCACAAAGAAGUGUUCCCAGCAGUGGUGUCUAACUGGCCCUCCUAUCUUUGGGCCAAAGCACACCGAUGGCCUGCUAAACCAAUCCAGAUUUACCUGCAAGGCCCCAGCGCUGAGAGGGGUGAAGGCCCUGGCAAGUUUGAUUGCCUCCCCCACCUGGCCCCAAUAGCUCAGCUGCUGCCCUCCUUCCAAGGCCAAACAUGGAAAGGCCUGUUAGCCAUUGUCCUCUUUGACUCCCAACUGUUGGCCUCUGCAGGCAGCAGCCUUUCUUCAGGACCCCAUCAGUGAGGCCAGGGAGGCUGAGCCCUGACUUUGAGCUGAGCCUGGGAGGAGCAGAGCAACUGUCAAGGCCGGCCCUUGCCCCUCAGCCCUGUACAAUAAAAGGUAUGAGCCCUAAACUGAUGCCUGCAGCCCCCUCGGACUGGGACCAGUCAUCUGUCUCCAGGUGGCAGAGUCCCUCCCGCUCCUCCAGCCUAUCUUGUUUGGAAAUACUGAGCUAGCCUUUAAAAUGUAUUCAAGAGAUUUCCAAUAAAAUUUUUUCUGUA
Diceros bicornis minor is the source of this 4321-nucleotide messenger RNA. RefSeq names its product autophagy related 13 (gene ATG13). Bases 527 to 2080 code for a protein of 517 amino acids. The transcript has 17 exons. Lineage: Eukaryota; Metazoa; Chordata; Mammalia; Perissodactyla; Rhinocerotidae. Gene Ontology annotation, biological process: piecemeal microautophagy of the nucleus; mitophagy; autophagosome assembly. The record is from RefSeq and is a predicted model, not a curated record. Gene Ontology annotation, cellular component: cytosol; phagophore assembly site; extrinsic component of membrane.